Molecule: messenger RNA, 1446 nt
Organism: Aureobasidium subglaciale EXF-2481
Lineage: Eukaryota; Fungi; Ascomycota; Dothideomycetes; Dothideales; Saccotheciaceae
Exons: 1
Coding region: 1-1446 (481 amino acids)
Cellular component (GO): fungal-type cell wall
Source: RefSeq, a predicted model, not a curated record
AUGAAGAACAUCAUCGCUGCCAGUGCUUUCUUGGCUGCCUCCAUCUCUGGAGCUGCCGCCGAUCUCUGCAGCAAAGGCUCCGUCGACGACAAUGGCAACUGGUAUUGCCAGGCCGUCGAUGCCAUCACUUACACCGGAAUGCUGGGCAAGGGCUCCUACAACAAGAUCACUGCCAUGGAUAGCAACUCUGGCUCUUGCUCCUCCACUCCUUAUGGUUACUCCGGAUCAAUGUCCCCUCUCGAUGAGGAAGUCUCUCUCCAUUUCCGCGGUCCUCUCAAGUUGAAGCAAUUCGCUUUCUUCUCACCCAGCACCGACUCGUCCGAGCACAUGAAGGCCAAGCGUAGUGCCAUGCACCGUCACGGCCACGCUCACAAGCAUGCUCAGAAGCACAAGCGUGACGAGGAUGUUGAGAAGCGUGCCGUUGGCGAUUGGGUAACGGCAAUAAUCGACGGUCAAGCCGUUUCCUGGAUCAAUGAGUGGUCUGGUGCCGCUUCCACUGCCGCUGCCUCAGUUGUUGCUCCCACCACUUCAGCCGCUGCUGCUUCUGCCGCCAACACCGAAUCUGCCUCAGCUGGCUUCUUGCCCAAGCUCUUGAAGGUCAACGCUCCUGUCGCAUACAGCUCCAGUGCUAGCUCCAGCUCCGCUGUGGUUGCAAAGGCUAGCUCUAGCUCCUCAUCCAAAUCAUCCAAGUCAACCUCCACCACUUCUACUGGUAGCUCAGGAUCCUGGGGUCGCAAGGCUUACUACAACUCCGAGGCCGGUUCUGCAGACAAUGUCGUCUUCCUCAACCACAACGGUGGCUCCGGCUCGGGUGUCUUCGACUAUACUUUUGGCAACUCACUUUCUUACUCCAACAACAAGGGUGAUGCUGGUGCUUCCUCUCCUCAGGUUCUCGCCGACACUCAGCUUGCAUCCAACCACGAGGUCAUCAUCAUGUCCGACAAGGAGUGCGAUGGUGACUGCGGCUACUACCGUGAUGGCAACGUUGCUUACCACGGAUUCGCUGGUGCACAAAAGGCUUUCUUCUUCGAGUUCGAGAUGCCUCUGGACGGUAACACUGAUGCUGCUACCAACGGUGACAUGCCUGCCAUCUGGAUGCUCAACGCUCAGAUUCCUCGCACUCUUCAGUACGGCAAGGCCGAGUGCUCUUGCUGGACUACUGGCUGCGGUGAGUUCGAUCUCUUCGAGGUCCUUGCUCCCGGUGAUCUCCGUUGCAAGUCUACCAUCCACAGCAAUAUCAAGGGCGGCAACUCGGAUUACUUCAAGCGUCCCACUUCGGGCAGCAUGAAGGCCAUGGUUCUCAUGAACGGUGAGAACAUGCACAUCAAGGUCCUCGACAGCGACUACCAGCUCCCCACCAGCCUCGAUUCCUCCUGGGUUGGAGACCUCUGCGAGUCUGGCUUGGUUCAGAGCACCUUGAACUCUCUGUUCGCCUUGGUUUCGUAG